CAGUGACCCUAGCCAUGCAAUCCACCGAGGCCUGGACACAAAGCUGGGGUACGACGUCCUGGGACUAUUACUAUUCGGGCUCUGGCUCCCUGGAUCAAAUGGAGCUUUGCCCAGCCUGGGACCUGCCCUACAGCCACGCCAUCAUCCCUGCGCUCUACCUGGCGGCCUUCGCUGUGGGCAUGCCCGGCAAUGCCUUCGUGGUGUGGCUGCUGAUCAGGCAGCGGGGACCGCGGCGGCUGGUGGACACCUUCGUGCUGCACCUGGCGACCGCCGACCUGGGCUUUGUACUCACGCUGCCACUGUGGGCCGCGGCGGAGGCCAAAGGCGGCCUCUGGCCCUUCGGCGACGGCCUGUGCAAACUCAGCAGCUUCGCGCUGGCAGCCACGCGCUGCGCGGGCGCGCUGCUGCUGGCGGGCAUGAGCGUGGACCGCUACCUGGCCGUGGGCCGGCCGCUGACAGCGCGGCCGCUGCGGAGCCCGCGCUGUGUGCGAGCCGCGUGCUGCGGCGCUUGGGCUGUGGCGUUCCUGGCCGCUCUGCCAGCCUUGCUGUACCGCCGGCUGCAGCCGAGCCCCGACGGCGUGGGCAGCCAGUGCGCCGAGGAGCCAUCAGAUGCGCUCCAGGGCCUCGGCUUGCUGCUCUUGCUGCUGACCUUCGCGCUGCCGCUGGUGGUCACCCUGGUCUUCUAUUGCCGAGUGUCGCGCCGCCUGCCGCGCGUGGGGAGGGCCCGGAGCAAUUCGCUGCGCAUCAUCUUCGCCGUGGAGAGCGUCUUCGUGGGCUCCUGGCUGCCCUUCAGCAUCCUGCGCGCCGUCUUCCACCUGGCGCGCCUCCGGGCGCUGCCGCUGCCCUGCGCGCUGCUACUGGCGCUGCGCUGGGGUCUGGCUAUCACCACCUGCCUGGCUUUCGUCAACAGCUGUGCGAACCCGAUCAUCUACCUCCUGCUGGACCGCUCGUUCCGAGCCCGGGCCCGAUUCGGGGUGUGCACGCGCGCCGGGCGCCAGGUGCAAAGGAUCAGCUCGGCGUCCUCGCUCUCCAGGGACGACAGUACGGUUUUCUGGGGCCGGUCCCCAAAGGCGAGCUCUGCCUCAUUCUGGUAACCUCCCCGGGGAGGCACAGGUGGAGCGGGGCGCGGGGCGACAGUGCUCCCAGAUUCGCCCCAGACUGUGCAUCGGCUUUCUAAGAGCUGGCA
Alexandromys fortis (reed vole) is the source of this 1186-nucleotide messenger RNA. RefSeq names its product G protein-coupled receptor 25 (gene Gpr25). The record is from RefSeq and is a predicted model, not a curated record. Gene Ontology annotation, biological process: immune response; positive regulation of cytosolic calcium ion concentration; calcium-mediated signaling. Gene Ontology annotation, cellular component: membrane; external side of plasma membrane. NCBI's taxonomy places the organism in Eukaryota, Metazoa, Chordata, Mammalia, Rodentia, Cricetidae. Gene Ontology annotation, molecular function: C-C chemokine receptor activity; C-C chemokine binding.